Messenger RNA from Copidosoma floridanum, 3504 nucleotides. RefSeq names its product protein phosphatase 2C (gene Pp2C1). Lineage: Eukaryota; Metazoa; Arthropoda; Insecta; Hymenoptera; Encyrtidae. Gene Ontology annotation, biological process: protein dephosphorylation. Gene Ontology annotation, molecular function: protein serine/threonine phosphatase activity; cation binding. The record is from RefSeq and is a predicted model, not a curated record.
UCCACAGUCCACAUUGUGGACACACAAAGUAGGUAUACCUAUAUAUACAUCGAUCUUCCAUUCGAGUCUGUACUUGUUCGCUCUCCCACAAACCUUGCCAGUUCGAGGAGCGCAAAGCGCAAACCAUAUAGAAAAUCGUAUAGCAUUCAGCGAUUUAUACUUAGAGUAACCGCAUCAUAUACCUACUUAUAUUAUGCUGAAUGCUGAAUUAACGUAUAACGCGAGGCUUCUGCUGCUGUUGUGCGUGUGUGCGUAAAAAAAAUACACAAGUAUCAUUGGACAUUAAUCGUUUGAUGAACUCAGUAGAUCCUGCCUGGAGCCUAGAUCCUUGAGUAUUCCUCACAUACACUUUGUGUGUGAGACUCAAGAGAGGCAAUCUUGAAUCUUGAAUCGUAACAUCAGUUGAUCAGUGGCAGCUGCGCGUCUCACGGAGAGACGUCACAAGAUCGUCAUACACACAACGCAGUCGUCAGUUCUAGGCCCAAACCUCGAACGAACAAGAGCGCAGGUUAACGCCUGCCUGUGUGUCACGCCAAAGUUUGCCGUUGCGUUGAAAGUUCAAAAGUUGUUGAAAAGGUACAAUCAAUUAGAAGCGCGAACAAAGUGGGUUAGAACAACGGAGGAGUAAAUCAAGCCCGUUAAAAAUGCCGAUGGGUAUCGGAGUGAAUCUGCGAGUUACGGGCCACUGUAACCAGGGUGGCCGUAAAUACAUGGAGGACACGUUCAGCGUGGCGUACCAGCAGUCGUCGAACGACCGGGAGCUCGAGUACGCCUUUUUCGGCAUAUUCGAUGGACACGGUGGUGGCGAGGCCGCGACCUUCGCCAAGGAGAAUCUCAUGGAUAUCAUCAUAAAACAGAAAAAUUUUUGGAGCGACAACGACGAGGACGUCCUCAAAGCCAUUCGCGACGGCUAUGUCAACACGCACUACGCUAUGUGGAAGGAGCUUGAAAAGUGGCCUAGAACAGCUUCUGGUCUGCCAUCGACCGCUGGUACGACUGCCAGCAUAGCUUUCAUACGCAAAGGCAAAAUUUAUAUUGGUCAUGUUGGUGACUCUGCUAUAAUUCUGGGAUACCAGGAUAAUGAUGAUCAAGUAUGGAAGUCGAAAGCUCUGACUAGAGAUCAUAAGCCAGAGUGUGGAAUUGAAAUGAGUAGGAUUCAGGAGUCUGGGGGAAAGGUUGUCAGCAAGUCUGGAGUUCCAAGAGUCGUAUGGAACAGGCCCAGGCUAGGUCACAAGGGUCCUGUUCGUAGAUCAACUCAAAUAGAUGAAAUUCCAUUUUUAGCUGUAGCUCGAUCUCUAGGUGACUUGUGGAGCUAUAAUUCCGACAAAAAUACAUUUGUGGUCUCACCAGAACCUGAUGUUAAGGUUAUUGAAAUUGAUGUCAAGACACAUAGAUGUCUUAUCUUUGGUACUGAUGGCUUAUGGAACAUGCUUUCUGCACAAGCUGCAGUAGCCAUUGCCCAAGCAGCUGAAAAGCAUAAUGAAAAGCAUUUAAUUGCUUCGCAACAAACAGGAAAUGAGCAAGGAGAAGCACAAAUGUGGAUCAACCCAUCAAAAAGCUUAGUAGAUCGCGCUCUUGACAAAUGGUCCUCUACCAGAUUGAGAGCUGAUAAUACCAGUGUUGUUACCCUUAUGCUUGAUCCACCAGGACCAACUCACAGUGAGAUCCUACUAAGUCAAAAGCGAGAACAAAUGCAAUCAAAUCAAGUCUCUCGACCAGUGUCAGAAUCUCAGUACACGCCUAUGGUGCGAACUACCCACAAAUCUACAUCGCCAAGUCCUACUCGUCAGUCUCCAAUUAUUUCUUGUGCAUCUGCUGAACCAAAAAUCUCUUCUGCCACAAACCUUGAUGUUCACAAGCAUCCAGACUCUUCUAAUCAAAACGUUACUGAACCAAGAGAGCAUUCAAGCGAAAAAAUUAACAAAAAUACGACCAGUCCAGCCAAAGACACGUCAAAGCUAAGCCAAGUUGACACAGUAGCGGGAGAAAGCAUCCAAGUAGCCGAAAUAUCGUCCAGUAAUGUGAGCGAUGAGCUCAACAAUUCCUCCACGGGUAUGUUGGAUGAGUCGAUAAUUGAUUUGGAUCAUAGUAUUGUUGAAAGCAGCAUUUGCAAAGAGGAUGACUCAAAUAUUGCAUCCGAAGAAUCUGACGCAUCAGAUACUAAGUUCCUGCUGGAGCGUAAGAGUUGGUUGCAAGAGGUACCGAAAGCCGAGCAAUUUUCCAACGAUCUGAGCCAUGAGGAUUUACAGUCGAUCACAUGUAACGAGCCUCAACCUCAUGGCCCAAGGCUAAGACGAAGUUGCGUAAAUGAAACUACGACCAAUAGCCUACUGACAAAGAGAGUGUAUGUCUCGAAAAACUACAGUGGUAGCGCUAUUAUGCGUCAAACUGGUCGUAAGCGGCGUCACAGCACUGACGUAUCGCAAAACAAUCAGAGACAACAGAGAAAAUCUCUUACGUCCAAGGCGACGUCCUGUCUGUCUGUUACAAACGUUAGCAAAUCUUUGAAAAGAAGUUGCAGAGUUAUGUUGGGAAAUGAACCUGGAGAUCUUAGAGUUGGUGUUGGAAAGCAAAGCGCGAGUAGUUGCAAGUACGAAACCAAAAAUAGCGUUAGCGGGGAACUAUGUCUUAAGAGGAAAACAAGAUCUGAAGAUCAGAGAAAUACGCAAGACGAGAACAACCCAACGAAUCAGAAGGUCGAGAAUCAGUUGCGCAAUAAAAUGCGGUGGUCUGUCGGCGAUGCGUCUACAUCCAGAACAAAUGGAGUACUGAAUCCCAGUACAAAUGGAAUUCGGGAGAGACGCCACUCUUCGCCCAACUCGUUUAAACGUCGCAGUCUGGAAAAGAAGUCGACUCCCGUAAAAACCAUCAGACGUCCAUCUUUUAAUCGAUCAACGAGUCGUAUUCAAAUUACGCGUGACAGCUUUUGGGACCAGGGUCGUGCCAGCAGAACAGGAAUAAGUUGCGCGACCAGCCAUAGACAAUCGGUUAUGAGUAUGAUUGAAUAUGCCUCGGAGUCCACGUCGACGAAAUCAUCGUCGUCGACGCCCAAACGUUGGCUCAGGUCUGACACGAUAGCAGCGACGCCAAUAAAGACUCUGAGAUCGAGAAAUGUCGACAUCGCGGGGCAUACAGUGCCGGCUCCCAUUGCUAGGCAGUAUGACGUUAUGAAAUCGAAUAGGAUACUCAUGCAGGCGCAAAAACUCAGUAAACAACCUGUGCUGAACGAGAGUAUUCUAUUAACUGCGAUACCGUGCAAUCCACAAAACUCUGGUCGGUAUGCGCAGCAAAAGUCUCGCUAUUAGAAAAUACCGUGUGAAAAUAAAAAUAUUCAAAUUUCUAUUAUCCUUACUACAGUUGUUGCAAAGGUAAAAAAGAAAAUGUAUACUAGCGUUUUCAACGAUUUUUGCCCAGUUAUUUAACUUUUAUGUACUAGUAAUUCAAAGUUAUUUUUAUAUUUAUGGCUAAAAAAUAACAUGUGUCGAAUUACUCGGUAAAAUUAAA